AUGAUCGACGACGAGAGAGUCGACACUGGAAUGUCAUUCCAGCACCACACCGAUCACAACAACCAUUUCCAAUCAAUCACCAAAUCUCAUCCUCAAUCUUCAACAUCUGAACUAUUCCCAUUGGAAACCAAGCCGAUCAGUUCCAGCUCUAUAACAGGCUCAAGUGCCAAAACACUGCCCAGCCUUAGCCUCAAUCUCAGCAAUAUCAACAACAUCAACAGCAACGGCAACAAGAGUCUUGGUCAGUUCACGCUUCCUUCUCCCACACCAUCACCAAAGCACCUACCUUCACUCCCAAUCGUUCUCUCUGACUUGAAGACAAUUGGACAGACAUCAGCUGCAACAACACCAACUUCAACUACAAUGUCAACAAUUUCCACUACAACCCCAGCACAACAUGCCACAACACAACCAGUGAAGAUUAUUCCCUCGGCAACGGUACUACCAACCCAAUCAUCAGCGCCCACCAUGAGUCUGCCGCCACCUACAAGCACAACCGGGGACAAGACCAUCAAGACCCAGUUGGACAAGCCAAAGCGCCCCAAGACAGAGAAGGUGUCCUCGUCCUCAUCAACAAGAGUGUGCGAGUUUUGUAAAUGUAAUACAACACCAACAUGGAGAAGAGGUCCCUCUGGUAAAGGCUCUCUGUGUAAUGCCUGUGGAAUCAAGUGGAGGCUAAAGGGAAAGGACUCGUUGGUCAAGAAGCCAAAGCUAGACCUCCUUGGUGCCAAACAGGGAGUGAAUCCUCUUGGCCAGAAGAUUCAUUCACAACAGUCAUCAUUCCCAUCCAUGAAGUCCGCCACAAAGAUUCUACCCUCAUCAUCAUCAUCCUCCUCAGCCAACUUCAACUUCCCACUUCAUUCACUUUCCUCCAACAACAACAACUCAAGCACCAUCUCCCAUUUCCCAUCCAAACCAUCACCCACUGCACCUUUCACAUCAUCGUCGUACUACCCAAGUGGUGCACCAUCAAUCAACCGUCUGCAUCAGGAGCAGAAGCAGUUCCAGCAACAACAACUGCAACACUCUAUGCAGCACCUGCACCAGCAGCAGAUGUUCCACCAACAGCUGCCGUCCAUGAGUCGCAGCUCCAGCUCAAGCGAGCUGUCCGUCCCCUGCCGUUCACCAGAGUUGCAGGCACCACUCAAGAAGAGGACUCUGACCCUCACUGAGUUUGCCGACAAUGCACUCCUUCCCUUUGACUCUGACAAGGGAUACUUUUGUAAAUAUUGUAAAAAGACAUGGCCACAAUCAUCCUUCAAGAACAGCCAGCAAUUCGGCGCACAUUGCAGCAACUGUUCCAGAAAGCCAAGAGGCGAGAUCGAAGCCUUGAUGUCCCUCAAGAAACUCACAAAGAGUGGAAGAGUAUUGGAAGACGACGGAGCCGUACCUCUAUGGGACACCAACAGCAACAGCAGCAGCAGCAGCAGUCAGAACCCACUGCUAGUCAGGCUCCUAUCCAUCGUUGAGAACCAGCUGCUAGAGCCCGAGGAACUAUCAUCGAUCAAGGAAGAGAUCAACGGACUAAAGUCUGAUAUGUUGGAGAAGAAGAAGAGAAGAAUCGACCAGUUGGAGUCCAACAAGAACAACAUCAACAAGGAGCUGAACGAGAUGCGUGCCAAGAUCAACGAGUACAUCACGAGCAAUGAGCACACCAAGAGAGACUAUAUCGACACCAUCAAGAAGGAGUAUGACGACCGAGUGCACGACUCUGACACCCAAUUCGGCGAGUCGCCAUCGCACACCGUGCCAGCGACCAAGCACCACCUCACUCCGACCACAAAGCUCCCCAUGAGUCCAGAGAUCAUUGACUCACCAACCAACAAGAGACCCAAGUACUAUGUCGAUGGCCAAGGCACACGUCAUCACAUUGACAUGAGAGAUAUUCCAACUACGACUUUAGAAUAA
This is a messenger RNA of Acytostelium subglobosum LB1, 1908 nucleotides long. RefSeq lists its product as hypothetical. The record is from RefSeq and is a predicted model, not a curated record. Gene Ontology annotation, biological process: regulation of DNA-templated transcription. The coding region runs from base 1 to 1908 and encodes 635 amino acids. NCBI's taxonomy places the organism in Eukaryota, Evosea, Eumycetozoa, Acytosteliales, Acytosteliaceae. Gene Ontology annotation, molecular function: sequence-specific DNA binding; zinc ion binding. The transcript is spliced from 3 exons.